CGAAGACGAGGGAGCAGAUGUGAAGUUCGACUGUCGUUUUGAGUGGGCGCGAAGAAUUAUUCUUCUUCUACAUUUCACCGAUUUCGCGAUCGCCACGUUUUACAGUCUUCGUCUUUAUUUUCAUGGUUAACAUACUGAAAAACGAAUUGACAAUCUGAUCCUUAAAUCAUCGAUCCUAAAUAACAAUACUUGACGGCCGCUUCAUCGCCUUAGGAAGUCGUUGUUUUUUCGGCUGUCAAACUGUUUACUGGUAGCUGCUUCCUUAUGGUUCAGCUGACGUUAGUAGGGGAGGUACAAGUGACGUAAAUUGUUACCUAUUUGCUGAAACACUUUCACAGAAGACUACCAAGGAACAGUACGAAUUUUGAAAGGUUUCCCCCUGUUUCUUCGGGUGUGAUUAUUUAGAAAAACUUUGUAGAAACUGAAGGUGCGACUGGAACAAACUUGUUUUUAAAAAGAAGAUUAUAACACAAGGAGAGUUCAAGAUGAUGGCGGUUUACAGGAGAGUUCUGUCGUUGAUCGUUCUACUCUCACUGAACGUUCUCGAAACACGACAACAUGGAGUUGUUGAUUUCACUCACCACGACUACGAUCAAAUGACGAGUAUUCUAAACGACUUACAGGCAGCUUAUCCCUCUAUAACUCGACUUUUCUCGUUGGGAAAAUCAGUAGAGGGCAGAGAAUUAUGGGUCCUCCAAAUAUCAGACAACCCUGAAAUUCACGAACCUGGCGAACCAGAAUUUAAAUACAUUGGAAAUAUGCAUGGAAACGAAGUAGUGAGUCGAGAAAUUCUUCUCCACUUCAUUGAACACUUGCUUCAAGGAUACAACAACGAUGAUGAGAUCACAAAUCUAAUUGACACCACAAGGAUAAGUAUUAUGCCUUCCAUGAACCCCGAUGGCUACGAGAAAGCGAAAAGCGACAGCAGCAAACCAAGUGUCAAAUGUAGUGGAGUGGUUGGAAGAGCAAAUGCGAAAGGCGUUGAUUUGAAUCGAAACUUUCCUGAUCAGUUCUCUGGGGAAAUGUCAGAUGAAAGCCAGCUAGCCACAGAAACUCUUCUUGUUAAGAAGUGGAUUGAUGAGGUACCUUUUGUUCUGUCUGCCAAUCUCCACGGUGGUUCUUUGGUGGCAAACUACCCUUAUGACAACAGGCCAGAUGGAAAAAGUGAUUAUAGUGAGACACCUGAUGAUGAUGUCUUCCGAUCCUUGGCACAGACAUAUUCUUCUAACCAUCCAAAGAUGCAUCUACCAAGAGCUGCUUGUGUUGGGGAUCAUUUUAAAGAUGGUAUCACCAAUGGCGCAGAAUGGUACUCAGUAGCUGGUGGAAUGCAGGAUUAUAACUAUGUCAACAGCAACAGCUUUGAGUUAACUAUGGAUGUGAGCUGCUGCAAAUUUCCUGAUGCUAGUACCCUCCAAGGGUUUUGGAAUGAUAACAAACAGUCCUUGCUGGAGUACCUGAAACGAGUUCAUACUGGUUUGACUGGCUUUGUGAGAGAUCAGAAUGGACAAGGAAUUGAAGGAGCUGAUAUAAACAUUGGCAGUCGCAAUCAUCCGGUGAGAAGUGCUAGAGAUGGAGAUUACUGGCGUUUGCUUCUUCCUGGUGAUUACAUAGUAACAGUUUCAAAGCGUGGCUAUGAUCCAGUGAAGAGGACUGUGACAAUUCCCAAAGGGCUGGCUAAAAAGGAAGUGUUUGUUCUGACAAGUAAUGGCCAGGCUAUGGAUGAGACAGGUGCACAACUGGAGGAAGUUGUUCCAGAUAAGGAGAAGAAGCCUGUACCAAUUUCACUGGUCAUUGGGUUAACAAUCGUGUGCGUAGUUUCAUUGCUGUUAGCAUUAGCUCUUGCCAUCUUGAUUGCCAAAAAAUAUCGCGGGAAAGAAAGUGCCCAAGGGGAAUACUCUCAAGUCCACACUUGUCCAUGAGGAUGGUAAAGUAAAGGAAACUUAUAGAGUAAAAUGACAAUAAUUAUUUCAUGUACACUGUAUUUUCUCAGUUAAAUGAAGACUCAGUAUUGUUAUCUGUUAUCAAAGCACAGCUAUAUCAUGUUGAAAUGCCUUGUUAAAGCUUGAAUAGAUUGUUUUGAAAUUGCUUAUAUAAUGUCACUACAAAUAUUAUUUUAAGACAGUAAAUAAUGUCAAAUAAUACAACUUAAUUCUCAACUACUAAACAUUUCUGACUUUCUCACAUAAGUUAUUACGUCAAUGUAAUGAUCACUUUGUGUUUGAUGAUUUUACCAAUGUUUAGUUAGUUUUAAAGCACAGUGUAGACAGGACUGAAAAAAACUUAACUUGUGCAGGAAGACAUGGCAUUUAAUCAAGAAAAUACAGUUUUAACAAAUAACAAAAGCUUAAUUUUUUAAAUCAUUUUAACCACAGUCAACUCAGUUGCAUUUCGUUUUGAUAAAGCUUCUCAUCCCUUUGUUGAAUUCAUGGUUCAUUAGCAGUUGUACUAUUUACAGAAUUCUUUUAUCAUAGAAGUUGGUACUUUUGAUUGCUGAGGUUAAAGCUUGAAAAGCAACUGAAACUAGUAAAUGUUGGUCAGAAAAUAUGUUCAAGGAAAGAUUUUGAACUCAUAAACUCAUAAACUCAUUUUGAACUCAUUUUCUCAUAUAGUAUUUGAGGUUAGUCAGGUGUUAGUUUUUUAUGAUUUGAAUUAAAAUUCUUAAUUUCAUGAAGAAAGGCAGAGAUUGUAUGUACCAUAUGAUUUAUUUAUUCUUUAUUUUUGUUAUUACUAUGAGUUUCAUGAUUAAGAUAAAACUGCAAUGAUUGACUGAGCACCUGUGUAUCCUGCACUAAUGAAUUUUGUGACAUUUUAACACCCUCGUGGUCAUCAUCUUGAAGUGUAAAGAAUAAAUUUGCUUGUUCAGUGGAUUUUACAGGAGCUAUGACUCAACUUGACCUGUGCAAAGGUUGUUGAUUUUUUGGCAGUGUAAAUCAUUGUUCCUUUUUCAGUAUAUUUUUGCUCACUGGUGUGUUCCACCAUUUCAAUAGGAAACAAUAUUUAUCUUCUCGGAAACCAACUCAAAUAUAAGGAUAAAGUUAAGAGCAGUUUCUGCUUCUUGAUACAAAGACCAAGAGGGAGUUUUUGUCUUUGAAGGAGUUAUUCCACUUUACAGUAUCUUUGUAGAGAAGGUGUUACCUUUUUUUGGUCACAUUAGAAACCUGAUACUUAAAGGUGGUAGCUCAUGAUGGAAAUCUCAUCUAAAUCUAAAAAAAAGAAAAAAUGAGUUUGAGGUUCUCCCAAUUGUCAAAGAAAACUUAUCUGUCUUUGAUAUAGAAUGUCGAAGUAAAAUAAAGUUGUGAACUGCAA
Stylophora pistillata is the source of this 3306-nucleotide messenger RNA. Its product is annotated as carboxypeptidase D. The record is from RefSeq and is a predicted model, not a curated record. Lineage: Eukaryota; Metazoa; Cnidaria; Anthozoa; Scleractinia; Pocilloporidae. Gene Ontology annotation, molecular function: zinc ion binding; metallocarboxypeptidase activity. Gene Ontology annotation, biological process: protein processing; peptide metabolic process.